AUAACAAAAGAAAAAGAAAUACAAAUAUUAAGAAAUAAUUGGAGCUUUUAUGUUGAUGCCGUAGUUAUAUUAACUAUAGCAUGGACUCGUGCCAUUACCAAAUUAACUUGUAGACAGCUUCUGACAACCGCCAGCAUCAUCUCUACACACGAGCAGUCACGAGUACGACGGAAAGCAGACGAAAAACAAAACGCAGGUGGUCGAGGUGAUUUCCGUGGUGGGAUGCGAUUUCAGUAUUUGGCGUUAUUCUGUAAUGUAGUCACGUGACGCACGCUUGUUCAAAGAACAAAUGCCUAAAUGCUCCGCGUACGGAUGCCGAAGUGGAUACGACCCGACCACUUCCAAAGGCCGACACUUCUUCGGCGUACCGAAGGAACCCGCGCUAGCCGCCAAAUGGAGCGCCGCUCUCGCUCGCAAAGGAACGGCGCUAGGCGCGAAGAGCACGAUUUGCAACCUGCAUUUCUCGGACGACGUCCUGGUCAAGUACUACGAGCACGUCGUCCAAGGCAACCUAGUGCAAAUUCCGCGUGGCCGCUGGUGCCUCAAGCCGGGCGCCGUACCCACGCUCGGACUCGCGAGCAGCGUUGAAAAACCCGUCAGACGCAAGAGAAGACGGCAGCGCCUGGCAGCAGUGUGCGAGUCGCAGGACCAAACCGUGGUGCAAGACGAACGCUUCGCCGCGCUCAGGGCGAGUCUGGCAGAGUGCAAGGACGUGUCCGGUUGGAGUGUGCACGGAUGUGGCGACGAGCUCGUCGCCUUGUGCAAGAUGAGCGUUGUGGACUCCAUCGUCGUCGUUGAGAAAGCUGUCGUCGUCCGCGACACCUUGGAGGUGACGGUGAACGCGAUUGGACGUGUGGUGCCGACCGAGUACUGCCUUGCGUCGCCUACUGUCCGCGUGAACGAUGCGGAAGAGCUCGGCAAACUUGUGAGCCGUUUGGACGCGCUGAACAUUUGUUCGGGCUACCCCGGUGGCGAGGACUCGAGUGAGGCCGAGCUUCUGAGGACGUUCGGUGUGUUCAGCGAACAGUGCCACGUGCUAUCGAUGCAGCCAGUCUGUGCUGCGUGCCAGCUUCUCAGUGAUGGCAGCUAGCUGUUUCGAAUAUUACAAACUGUUAUGCUCUGUCUUCAAAACGUACUUCCCAUUCCGUACAAACGUUUCACGAAAUAAUCUCCAGAGGCCGGUAAUAGGGCCACAUUGCCGCUCAAGCACUCGCAACAUAAAAUGUCGAGUUUGAGGACACUAGCACGCAACUGCCCUUCACAGGAGAUGGAAGAAAUUAACUGUCCUGUUACCACGCCGACAACAAAGACACACUCUCCCUUCUGCCUCAA
This is a messenger RNA of Dermacentor andersoni, 1332 nucleotides long. RefSeq lists its product as uncharacterized. Gene Ontology annotation, molecular function: sequence-specific DNA binding. NCBI's taxonomy places the organism in Eukaryota, Metazoa, Arthropoda, Arachnida, Ixodida, Ixodidae. The record is from RefSeq and is a predicted model, not a curated record.